CAGAAUAUGGGGACGUUUUUUUGUUGUUUUGGUUUUGUGUUACUUGUCGUCCCAAACCCGCCUGUAGGAGGACACGCCCGACCUGAUGCUAAGCAGGCUUCUCAGAAGCCUCGGGCAACGCAUUUUAUACCUAUCCACUGCCCCCUGGCCGGGCCCUUCCUGUGCCCUGGAGCUGUGCAGACGCCCUCCUGGCCAAGCCAGGAGGGCGUGGCGUACACUCUGCUGCUGGGUUCAGGAUGGGCCUUGCCAGGGAGCAAUGGCUAUGUAUAGAUUUCGUCGCCCUCAAAGCCGAGGAGCAGAUUUCGGAGGUAUCGCCCCCUUCCCCAGGGCCAGUUUUUCGUCCCGAGUCGUUUUCGGACGGUCCUGGGGCUCGGCAAGGGCCUCCAGAGGUCGAAAGUAGCCAGAAACCUCGCGUCGUGUCGUUUCGUGAUCCGAGGGGAUGGGGAGGCCGUUUUUGUAAGGGUCUGGUGAUAGCCCGGGUUGUCGGGCCCGCUCGCCCUUUCCGCUCCCCCCCAGACAACCUGAUAUUGUCGGUUGCGCAGGUCCGAAGGGGGUACGCGAUAUUGGUGCGCGUGGGCCUGCGUGGGGCUGCACAGAACGAAAAUGUCAGGUCAUCGGCCAGCGAAUCCCCCCUGUCUGACAGCUUGGAUUACCGCCGAAAAGUAGGUAACGAUCUCGGGAAUUCGGCCCCUGAGCGUAUCCGAGAGCUUCUGGGACAUCUUCCACUUCCACAUGAGCGGGAAGUGGCUCGCCUACCUUCCCUCCCUCGGCGCGCUGGCCGUGGACUGGUGGUACCUCAUCAGGACCAUCUACGGCUACCGCCCAGAGAAGGUCGGGGAGUACGUGCGCCCAGAGGACUGCGUGGUCUUCGUCAUCAGGGACCAGGCCGUCUUGGACGAGGCGUACUCCCGCGGGAGCCUGAUCCCGGAGAAGCUGCACCUGGUGUCGUGGGAGGCACGUCGGGGCAGCGGCGUACUCGACGGGGACUUCAUCAUUCACUCGCGGUACUGCCAGCACCUCGAGCCCCUGAGCCUGUUCUUUGUGCUGGUGGGCAUCGCUGCGGGCGUGGGCUUCAUCGCGUUGCUCAUCCGCGGCGACUACUAUUGGGACAGGUUCUGGGAGAAGAAUGCCGAGGUCCCCGCGGAGGACCUGCUCCGGGACCGCGAGGGCCGCCACCGCGAGCACGAGGCCGAGCGGCCCGAGGCCUCCACCAGCGGCGACGAGGGCUCCAGCAGCAGCGGUGGGGCCGCCUGCUGAGCGGCGCCCGCGCCACCGCCCGGGCCCGCGGCAGAGGCCCGCGCCGCGGAUCGGCGAGGCCGGAACA
This is a messenger RNA of Prorocentrum cordatum, 1324 nucleotides long. Lineage: Eukaryota; Dinophyceae; Prorocentrales; Prorocentraceae. The record is from the annotation of a GenBank genome assembly.